AUGGCAAACCAAGCGCAGUGCUUUUAUUGCUUUGAAAGCCUUUAUGCCUCGUUUGAGGAUCGCGAGCCCGCCAGUUUGGCAGCUAUAGAAGCGCUCUGGGAACAGCAUGAGCAGUCUAAGAAACUAUCCAAGCUCGCGGACGAGGACGACGAGCAGUCUGUAAAUGACGACGAGGACGCCAAACAGAGUAGUCGGCCCAAGGGCCUGCAAAUACCUCGCAUCAACCGGUUGCAGUGCCAGGCGUCCGACUCGUCCAGCACGGCCACAACGCCAUCAAGCACCUCUAACACCUCAUUUGACUCGAAUUUGUCAAACUCUACAGCUAUGACGACCCCUAGUGUACUCUCCGAGCUUUCCAAGUCUUCAGAGCAACGAUACCCGUUGUUCGUGACGUGGAAUACGCUAUCUCGAAGCGGGUCCAAGUCUCUUCGCGGGUGCAUAGGCACGUUCGAAGCGAAGGACCUCGCAACAGGGCUCAAGUCAUAUGCUCUUACCUCGUACGUGAACCUUUUACCUUCCAAGGGCCUAUGUCAUGACCAAAACAACUUCGAGGCCAAGAUCAUCUUGCUAACACCUUGCAAAUACAGGGCAUUUGAUGAUUCCCGCUUCUCGCCCAUCCCCAAAUCUCUUAUUCCUUCACUUCAAUGUGCUCUAACCCUUCUGGGCUCCUUCGAACCCUGCACCGAUGCCAUGGACUGGACUCUUGGCACACAUGGCGUUCGCAUCUCCUUCGUACACCGCGGCCGGCGCUACGGCGCCACAUACCUUCCGGAUGUGGCCACGGAACAAGGGUGGACGAAAGAAGAGACGAUUGAGAGUUUAAUGCGGAAAGCCGGCUGGGAUGGCGGUGCUGGAAGUGCUGCUCGAAAACUCCUUCGAGGAGCAUCGAGUACUCCCUUUGGAAUGAAGCCGUGGGAACAGGUCUCAGAUUUCAAGACGGUUCGGUAUCAGGGUCUCAAGGCCAAGGCUAGUUAUGAGGACUGGCAGGAGUGGCGGAACUGGGUGCUUUCUCUAGACGAUGGAAGGGAGAUUUUGGGUUUGGCCUAA
Penicillium maclennaniae is the source of this 1047-nucleotide messenger RNA. RefSeq names its product AMMECR1 domain-containing protein. The coding region runs from base 1 to 1047 and encodes 348 amino acids. The transcript has a single exon. NCBI's taxonomy places the organism in Eukaryota, Fungi, Ascomycota, Eurotiomycetes, Eurotiales, Aspergillaceae. The record is from RefSeq and is a predicted model, not a curated record.